AUGAGUUCAUCUCAUUACGAUGGCAGAGACAGAGACAGGGAUAGGGAUAGAGAUAGGAGUCAUACAGUGGAUGGUAGUACUACUUCAAGUGGAAGUAAUAGUGGUAAUAAUACAAGAAGUGUAUCAUCACCUAUACACAGUCUAAGGAAGAAGGGCAAUGUCGUGCGACAGAGCAUAGAGGAGUUCUUCACUCACGUGUCAGGCGCAUUAAGUGAGCUGAAUACAUCGGGUUCGACGACGACACCAACUCCACCGGCAUCACAUCAAGACUCACCAGAUAUCUCACCGAGACUACGAUCGACAUCUGCAUCCACCUCGCCACAACCAUUCACCACCGUGCCACAGACCAUUCAACGAUCAAACAGCAACAGGCAACUCAUGCAGUCCAACUCAUCAUCUCCCACAUCCUCCAGCUCCUCGCCUCAAUCAUCAAACCGAUCGUCAGUCGCAUCAGCUAAUCACAUCAAGUCAUUGGCAAAGCUAUACUUCUGCGCUCAACAGAUUGAUUAUGUAUAUAGUGGAAGCAGUGUUAUGAUGAAGCCAGCGCCAUCACAGACAGAUCUGCCUUAUGAGAACUUGUCGAGUAUAUUGAACGUUCAAUGGACCACCAGUUGGACGAUACAUCUGAUCCCAUCGAUGACUUGUCUGGACGUGCUCAAGUACAUCUCACAAAAGACGUCGCGCAAUGUCAACCUGCUCAAGCUGGCAGACUCUGAGGGCAAGAUCCUCGAGCACGACUACCAUCCAAUCAAUCACCGUUCGAGGAAGUUUGUGGUCUUUGAAGACAUCAACAUUGAGUCACUAAGUGGCGCCACUGGCGGAAACAGGGGCGCCAACAACAACAACAACAGCGUCGCCACUGGCCAUGGCCGUGGCAACAACAUAUUUGACAACAAGUAUAGCGAACCUUCAUCACCGGUAAUUGUGACGACACCAAUGACAGCGCCGGUGAGUUGCAAUGUGCUGGAUGACAACUUGUCAUUGUCGGCCAAGAACUCGCCAAUGUCUGGAUCACCUACGGGCCAGCGACGCGUCCCUCCACCUCCUCCGCCACGCACCAACAUGUUUUACAAUCCUCUCUUGGUCAACACCGACCUCCUCAACGAUCCCAGCAACGGCAGCAGCGGUACCAACCAUGAUUCACGACGCUCAUCUCCAAGCCCAAGUCGGAAGAACAGCGCGGGCAAUCUCAACUCUAGCAGUGGCAGCCCCACUCAAACAUCAACAUCAACAUCAUCAACAUCAUCAACGACAACGACGUCAUCAACUACAUCAUCCGCAGCAUCAACAACAACAGCAAGCGUAUCAAGUACAAUCAGUAGCGCAGCAACUGGAACAUAUACAUACUGCAAGUUCUUGGACAGGGUGGAGAGCGCGAGCAAUCCCCCGACGACAGAGAAGGGCAAGAUCUUGGACAACUACUUUAGUCAUUACUACCAGGAACUGUUCAAGUACAUUCACCACCGCAGCAGACGAUACCAGCGUGUGUUGGACUUUGUCCGUGACUCGGGCCUGGACGAGUCAGCCGCACAGGCGUGGCGCGCCAAGCACUUUGACAGCGAGUCCAAUUUCUUGCGCAACAAACGUGCGGGCAUGAAGCUCAAGGAGUUCAAGAUCCUUACGCAGAUUGGCAAGGGUGGCUUUGGCCAGGUGUUCCUGGCGAUCAAGAACGACAGUGGCGACGUGGUAACACUCAAGCGCAUCAAGAAGCAGGCAUACCAAUGGGCCAAUCAGCGAUCUCAAGUGUCCCAAGAGAAGAUAGUGAUGAGUGAGGGCAGCGGCAAGUGGAUCACUCGCCUGCUCUACUCAUUCCAGGAUCCACAGUACCUCUACCUGGCGAUGGAGUAUCAUUGUGGCGGCGACUUCCGUGCACUACUCAAUAACCUUGGCAUGCUGUCUGAGGAGGACGCGCGAUUCUACAUGGCCGAGAUGGUGGAGGCGCUGUGCUCGUUGCACGCGCUCAACUUCAUUCACCGCGACAUCAAGCCAUCCAACUUUGUCAUCGACAAGAAUGGUCACAUCAAGCUGAUAGACUUUGGACUGAGCAAAGAAGGAGUCGAGUGCAAGAACGGCCUCAAUCAAAAGUCAAUGUCAGACUUUAGGAAGAGCUUCCUCGAAGGCACGUUCUCGCAGCGCUCCACACUGACGCGAAGUAGCAAUGGCACGGUCGUGGCGUAUCGCCGCCCAACGGCGCACUCUGCCGUCGGCUCGCCCGAGUACAUGGCGCCCGAGAUCGUCGUGGACGAGGGCUACACACUUAGCUGCGACUUUUGGUCACUGGGCUGCGUGUUCAUGGAGAUACUGUGCGGCUUCAACCCGUUCUGUGCGGACACGCCCAGCGACGUGUUCCUCAACAUCAUCAAGUGGCGCGAGGUACUCGACUGGCCACUGUUCACGCAAGAUCUGUCGCCAGAUGCGGCCGACAUUCUCAAGAGGAUGCUGUGCGAGCCGUCGAGCAGGUUCAGCAGCAUCGAGGAGUUCAAGGCACAUCCGUUCUUUAACAGGAAUGGAGUGACCUGGCAGAGCACGCUGGAUCAGACGCCGCCCUUCAUACCCAAGGUGGAGAGCGACAUUGAUACGUCCUACUUUGAGGACGCUGUAAAUACCGACCCGUCCACGUGGGACACCACCGUGGAGAAUGGCGAAGGCGGCACGGACCGACGCGAUCCAUUCUCCAAUCUCAACAUUCCAUUCUUCACCUACAGGAAGUCGUCCGUACUCAAUCUUAUCGAUGACAUGACAGGUCAACCAAAGUCAGAGUUCCCCUACUAG
Messenger RNA from Acytostelium subglobosum LB1, 2772 nucleotides. RefSeq lists its product as hypothetical. Gene Ontology annotation, molecular function: protein serine/threonine kinase activity; ATP binding. The record is from RefSeq and is a predicted model, not a curated record. Gene Ontology annotation, biological process: peptidyl-serine phosphorylation; intracellular signal transduction. The transcript has 2 exons. NCBI's taxonomy places the organism in Eukaryota, Evosea, Eumycetozoa, Acytosteliales, Acytosteliaceae. The coding region runs from base 1 to 2772 and encodes 923 amino acids.